Athalia rosae (coleseed sawfly) is the source of this 2359-nucleotide messenger RNA. It is a transcript of the gene Ifrd1, whose product is annotated as interferon-related developmental regulator 2. The record is from RefSeq and is a predicted model, not a curated record. Lineage: Eukaryota; Metazoa; Arthropoda; Insecta; Hymenoptera; Athaliidae. Bases 760 to 1998 code for a protein of 412 amino acids. The transcript is spliced from 6 exons.
UCACAUAUGUGCGGCGUAAAUACAUAUAUAUCUGGAAAGGAACGUGCCAUAUUAACUCGUGACACGAUGAGCUCGUGUGAUUCAUCCUUUCCGUUUAUUAUCAUUGAACGUAUUUUUAUAACUCUUCGACUCUUUGUGCCUGGUUUUUCUACUAACCUCUCGAUCCGAUAUCCAACCCUCGCAAAUAAUUCAGAAUUCCUCACCUACUUAAGAUUAGAAAUAGCCCAUGGCCACGAGACGGGCGUAUUAUUGACCCCCAUGUGACUUCCAUGCCUCCGAAAUUUCGGUGGCUCGUGUCGCCGUCUGAAACGAGAUAUUCCUUCUGAAUAUCUUGCAGAAAAUUCCCAUGUUCGUUUUAUCUAAUCGCGUUGACUUCUGCUCUCAUUUUCUCAUGACUACGAGAAAAAAUAUUCUUCAUACACGUAAUUCAACGCUGUCAAUGUAUUAAAAACUUUCAAUCGUCCUUCAAUAUCCAUGUUUAAAAUUUUAUUCAGACAUUUCUACAGCCUUCGUGUGAAACGUACAUCAUACGUCAUAAUAUAAUAACGAUGAUUCUUGCAAGCCAGCUUGCUGUUCACCUACGUGUGUAGGUAGUGAGCAGGAACAGCUGUUAACGCGUUAUAUAACAAGAUAGUUAAUAUUAUGUACUCCAUUCGACAGCAGUUUUAGAAUUUUUAUACAUACAUAUAUGGAUGUGUAAGAAAACAAGUGACAGAGUUUCACUGAUCGAAAUCUUACGGCAGGAAAAGGGCUGAGCUCAUGUCGGACGACGAUUCGGUUAACAAUGAUGCUUGUAGCAUCGGUAGCGGCCAGUCGGACAAUCGAAGCAUCAUGGAUGAUGUUAACGCUAAUGACAGCGAGGUGGAUGAGAUAGCUCAACAAGAGGCGAUGGAAGACAAGCUCAGGGAAGCAAUUGACGGUCUAAACCAGAAGUGUGCUAAAUCAAGGACAACUUGCUUUAAUGGGGUCGAAAAAGCUUUCACCCUUAAAUACAUUCCAGACUUUGUAGAGGAUAGAAAAAUGACAAUCACAGACAGCAUAGAAAGAGCCUUAAAAAAAGGACGAGGCGAAGAACAAUCCGCCGCAGCUAGAUUGGCUAACUUAGUUUGCGUACAACUUGGAGCUUUUGACAGUGCUGAAAUGAUAGGCAAAGAUCUAAAGACUGUAUUUAUCACUACUGCCAAUGAUAAGUCUAACUCUCCAUCUGCCAGAGCUGAUUGUUACUGGGCUCUUAGUAUGACACAGUUUUUAUCAGGCAACGAUGCGGCAGACACUAUUGAAAUCAUGCAGCUUUUGUUAAGCGUAUUCUAUGAUUCUGCUUCUGUUAAUCUUCCGGCUAUGCAGGCUACAGUUCUGUCUGCUUGGACGCUACUUUUAACUCUUGUGGCACCUUCAGAUGUUUACAACUUGAUUAACAGCGAUACAACUGACACCUAUAUGCUAUCCUUGAAUCAGCUGCGAGAUUUAUUAGAGUCACCUCACCUAGAAUUGCGUCUAGCAGCCGGAAAUGCAUUAGCUGUGAUAUUUGAACUUGGUCGCGAGUACUCUGAUGACGAUGAUGAUGAAGUUUUGGAAGCAAUGGAUCUUAUCACCAUCCUAAAAGAUCUAGCUACCGAUUCAAACAGACACAGGGCUAAAAAGGAUCGUAAACAACAGAAAGCCAAUUUUAGAGAUAUACUGCGAUACAUAGAGGAUGAUGAAUUUCCGGAACUACAAGUUAAAUUUGGACAUGAAACGCUCUAUUUGGAAGACUGGUGCUCCCGAAUUCAGUACGCAGCAUGCUGCCGCAUGCUUGGAUCUGGUCUCAACAUUCAUUUAGCUGAAAAUAAACUCCUUCGAGAGAUCUUUGCUUUGGGAGAAAGAGUCUUGACCCCUCAGUCCGCUCAGAGGCGGAGCAACAAACACGAAAGAAGUCUUUUGAAUGCGGCUGCAUUUAAAGCUCGAACCAGACAGCGCAACAAGAACCGUGACAAGCGCUCUGCAGCUCUUGCUUCCUAAUUUGAUUUUGAUUAUAAAAUCCUGACUAUGAUCUAUGCAAGUGAUAGCAUUAUGGAAAUUAUUAUUUAUUUAGCCAAUCUAAUAAUGAAAUUGGAACCGGAUGUUAGCCAUUCCAGAGGUAUACCAACUUUGAGAAAUUAUUGUACAUAAAAAAAUUUACUGUAACUUUUUAACGUAAAAAAAAUCUUCUUGGAAUAUAAUCACUGCGAAUUUCUGGAAGGGAUUAAAUAUGCAUUGUAAUGAUAUUGUGCAAUAUCUUCGUAAUAUUCGGACGUUGAAUAGGUAUAUGUAUAUGUAUACAAGAUUCUUUCAACUCAAUAUUGUUAUUUAAAGCUAUCAUUAAACAAACUAAUUCAGGAAA